This is a messenger RNA of Metarhizium robertsii ARSEF 23, 897 nucleotides long. RefSeq lists its product as uncharacterized. The coding region runs from base 1 to 897 and encodes 298 amino acids. Lineage: Eukaryota; Fungi; Ascomycota; Sordariomycetes; Hypocreales; Clavicipitaceae. The transcript has a single exon. The record is from RefSeq and is a predicted model, not a curated record.
AUGCUCAAACACUCGGCCGCGGCCAUCUGCUCAUCCACGUGCUCAGUACCGUGCAGUCCAUGCCCGUCAUCCGCUACCUCAGCACGACGAUUCAGCGCAAAAUGCCCGCUAGCACGACCCUCCAAACGCCCUUCAUCGUCGAAGCAUUGGAUGCUCGAGCCUUCCAGAUGCUACGCAACGAGGCCUCCGAAACCCGAUGACCCAAGCCCGCCGCCGUGGCCAAGGUCGCCACACCCAACCCCCUACGAGAUAUUCGGCAUGCAGCGCGGCGCGCCGUACACAAAACGGCGGUUCUACCAGCUCGUGAAGCUAUACCACCCCGACACCCACGACAAAGAUGCGCUGCCCUCGUCCUCCCCGCAGCAGAUUCCACACGCAACCCGCCUCGAGAGGUACCACCUCGUCGUGGCGGCCAACAAUCUCCUAAGCGACCCGAACAAACGUCGUCUGUACGACCACCACGGCAUCGGCUGGACGGCCGGCCACCGUGCCCCGGACCUCCGAGAGGCCGACAAGGCGUGGCGACACCAGCCGGGGAAUGCCUCGCGCAACGCCACCUGGGAGGACUGGGAGCAGUGGCGGAACGAGCGCGACGGCAAGCCCAGCGAGCCCAUGUACAUGAGCAACGGGACGUUUGCGGCCCUCGUAGUCUGCAUGUGCAUGAUUGGGGCUCUGGCGCAGAUGAACCGCGCCGAAGCCGCCGGCGAGCAGUACGUCGACUUUGUGCAGCAGAAGGACUGGGCCAUCGGGCAGAAGAUGCGCGAAAACACCAUGGCGUCGGCGGGGAGGACAAAGGACGAGAGGGUCGACACGUUUCUACGGGACAGGGAGAACCUGUCGUUUGACUUUCAGCCUGCCAAGUACGACGACCCCUCGCAUGCGAAUAGAUCAGGAUAA